Ziziphus jujuba (common jujube) is the source of this 1015-nucleotide messenger RNA. Its product is annotated as small ribosomal subunit protein cS23. Gene Ontology annotation, cellular component: ribosome. The coding region runs from base 107 to 679 and encodes 190 amino acids. Gene Ontology annotation, biological process: translation. NCBI's taxonomy places the organism in Eukaryota, Viridiplantae, Streptophyta, Magnoliopsida, Rosales, Rhamnaceae. The record is from RefSeq and is a predicted model, not a curated record. Gene Ontology annotation, molecular function: structural constituent of ribosome. The transcript has 2 exons.
AGGGAAACAAAACUGAGAACAUAAAAGAAAGCUCUCUUUCUGCGUGUGUUCUGUGUCUGUGUCCGUGUGUGCAUGUUAGAUAAGGUGAGGUUGGGGGACGACAUCGAUGGCAAUUCAUCAGUUUCAAGCUGCGAAUUGGAAUGCGUCUUUCAGGCCUUCAACAUCGCUUCCCCAAGCUCACUUUCAAAAUCUCAAGCCUAUCAUUCACUCCUCCUCUUCGGUAUUUGUGAAGCCAAGGACAUCUUCCAUUUUCACUGCUCGCUCAGGCUCUGAGUUCAAACUCCGCCACCCCUCCAGAAAGUUCCAACUCUCUGUUUCAGCCGCCGCCGAAUCUGUAGUGGCUGAAGAGUACCCCGUCGAUGAUGUUACCUCCGGAACCCCUUCAGAAAAUAAAGAGAAGCUUGGAGUGGUUGUGAAGCCAUUAAAGAAACCAAGGCUUGUAUUGAAAUUCAUUUGGAUGGAGAAGAAUAUCGGCAUUGGACUUGACCAACUGAUACCUGGUCAUGGCACAAUCCCUCUAAGUCCCUACUACUUCUGGCCCAGGAAAGAUGCUUGGGAGGAGCUCAAGGUGCUCCUUGAAAGCAAGCCCUGGAUAUCUCAAAAGGAGAUGAUUAUUCUUCUCAAUCAGGCUACUGACAUCAUCAACUUGUGGCAGCAAAGUGGGGGCAAUUUGACAUAAGCAGCCAUGUAGAAAAUUUUGAUUUUUCCUCGCUUUUUCAUGGAGCUAGUAUUUCAAUUGUGUUCUAUUUUGUAUGAAACAUGUCUUUUUUUUUUUUUUUUUUUGGGGUAUAUUUGUUUGAUUAUGUAGAUUGCAUAUGUCAAGAGCUUGUUUACAUAGAAAAUUGCUUGUUUCUUGUUGAUGCAAUUUAACAUUUUGGAGUUGGUUUAAACUGGUAUGCCACUUAAUCAACGAUUCAAAUUCCCUUUUGGGUUUGUAGUUGCAUCAUUAUGUAUAGUAUACUCUGGUAUUCAUCCAUUAGAUUCUUAUGAAAGUCAAACCAUGAGUGUUAGACCA